AUGGGACAUCACCGCGUAGCCGAGACGAGGCGACAUGGAGCGAUGUCGCGGUCAGAGCAGGCACUGGUUGCCGACAGGGGAGGACCACUGGCCAUUAGCUCCCGGCGCUCAACAAGCGCCCAGGAUGCGGAACACAAAAGAACGCCAAACAAGAAGAGCGAGGUGGGAGUCAUCAACACCGGAAAGGGAGCGCAAGCUCUGCUGCAUCGAGCCGGAAGAGACGCCGACAAAAGACCCUGCCGGACAGGGCACGGUGCAUGGCGAUUCGUCGCUGUCGUUGCCACAAACCCCCUACCAUCCCUCACAGCACCGCCCGGGGGCGGAGCCAUCCCGCCGACGCGUCAAGGUCCUGGCGGGGUCCGAGACUCACCCGGGCAGCCUUGGGAGAGAGGGCCACAAGUCGAGACGCUUGCGGGCGUCGGUUGGCGGCCGAAGAUGGGAAUCGGGAGGGAGGAGGCGGUGCAUGUGUAG
Molecule: messenger RNA, 471 nt
Organism: Gaeumannomyces tritici R3-111a-1
Lineage: Eukaryota; Fungi; Ascomycota; Sordariomycetes; Magnaporthales; Magnaporthaceae
Exons: 1
Coding region: 1-471 (156 amino acids)
Source: RefSeq, a predicted model, not a curated record